AAUAUUAUAAAAUUAAUAAUAACCUCUAGUUACAAAAUAAUUUUAACAAGACUAACAUAACGUCGCGACCACAUGAGCCCGCAAAAUCAGAAAAACUUUUGAACUACAUAAAAAAUGGAGACUACUGACUUCCAAAUUCCAGCAUCCAACUGAGUCAGUCAAAUGUCAACUCCACCGAACUUCUACAACCCCCUCCCUUUCUUCUAUAUUAACCACUAACUCACUCCAACUCUUCCUAUCCCAGAACAAUCAUAUCAUAUAAUCAACUCUUCAUCACAAUCCCAACUCCAAAAUGGCAAUCACAACUGGCCGCAUGACUAUGGCCGCUCUCCUCUCCCUCUCUGAAAUCCCAGACUUCACAAACAACCUCUCUCUCACUCCCACCCAAGCAACCAUCCAAAACGCCACAAACCUAAUCGCCAAAUGGGACCCCACCCAAAAAUUCACCUCCAUCUUCCACCAAAACCAACCCCAAGCGCAGGAAUUCAUCGCCUGCGUCGAGGAGCUGCGCACCGCGAUGCAUUUCCUCAUCGCCCACCGCCCCUACUCCCACCUCCUCGCGGAAGCCAACAAUCUCAUCAAACUGGCCAUGCUUCGCCUCGAGAAGGAGUUCUUUUACAUCCUCUCCGCAAACAGGGACUGCUUGACCCCUCAAUCCGUCUCCAGCGGCUCCUCCCGUCUCUCCCCGAGGUCGCUCUCCUUCAGCAACUCCGAGGAGGACGACAACAAGGAUGCAGAUUCCCUGCUGCUCGACCGAGCCAUGACGGAUUUGAAAAUGAUUGCAGAGACAAUGAUUGCUUGUGGAUAUAGCAAGGAGUGCGGAAACAUUUACAGAGUCACGAGGAAAUCCAUUGUUGAUGAAGAGGUGUAUCGCCUUGGCAUCAGAACCUACAAUCCGUCUCAGAUUAUGAGAUUAGAUCAUAAAUCCCUGCAGCGUUACGUCGACAAAUGGAUUUUUGCCGCGAAAAUCGCGGUGAAAUCCAUCUUCCGAGGCGAGAAAGUGCUGUGUGAUCGUGUUUUUGCGGUCUCAGACACAAUGAAUCAAACAUGUAUCGCGCAUACAACCAUGGAAGCAGGGAUGAAUCUGCUCCGAUUUCCAGAGGUCGUCGCUAAAACCAAGGCAUCGCCGGAGAAGAUUGUCCUCCUCAUUAACCUGUUCGAGACCAUCUCCGAUCUCUGGCCGGAAAUCGAGUCUAUUUUUUCGUACGAAACGCUUUCGCCGAUGAAAUCGCAGGCGCUCGCCUCAAUCCAGAAGCUUACCGAGUCGACUCAAGCGAUCCUCGCCGAGUUCGUCUCGUCGAUUCAGAAAAACGCGUCGAAAACGCCCCCUGCCGGCGGCGGAAUUCAUCCGCUGACCUACAAAGUGAUGGAUUACGUCGCUCUGCUAGCGGAUCGCGCCGGAACGCUCUCCGAUAUUAUCUCCGGCGACGACUCCGCCGCUCAAUCGCCUUUUCCUGAAUCCUACUUCGACAGCGCGAGCCCUACCCCCAAUUCCGGAGUAGCGAGUCGAAUCGCGUGGAUCAUUCUCGUCCUCCUCUGCAAACUAGACAAAAAAGCAGAGAUCUACAAAGACAUAGGGCUUUCCUACCUCUUCCUCGCCAACAACCUCCAAUUCGUUGUCGACAGAGCCGCAGCAACCUCCCUGAGAUUACUCCUCGGCGAGGAAUGGCUGUCGAAUCAGGAGAAGAAGGUGAAGCUCUACGCCGGGAGCUACGAGUCGGUCGCGUGGGCGAAGGUGAUGGCGGCGCUGCCGGCGGUUGCGGAGGCGGAAUCGUCCCCCGCCGCCGCGUGCAAGGAGCAUUUCAGGAGAUUCAAAACGGCUUUCCAGGCGGCGUGCAAAAAGCAGAGCGCGUGGAGCGUGCCGGAUCCGAAGCUGCGCGACGAGAUAAAAAUGUCGAUCGCGCGGAAGGUUGUUCCGGCGUACCGGCGGUUUUAUGAGAGCUGCUACGUGGCAAUUGAGAACGAAGAGUGGAAUCUGGAGGUUUUGGUUAGGUUUUCGCCGGACAAUUUGGGGAAUUAUCUGUCGGAUUUGUUCCAUGCGGCUGUUGAGAUAUCGGAGGAUUCGUCGCCGGCGUCGCCAUUGUCGUCGUCGCACUACAAGUUGAAGUUAGCGAGGUGUCUCUGAUCAGUUGGAUUUUUCAUUUUGACUAUAUAUAUUUUACUUUUUUGAAGUAUGGAA
Salvia splendens (bonfire salvia) is the source of this 2179-nucleotide messenger RNA. Its product is annotated as exocyst complex component EXO70H1. Gene Ontology annotation, molecular function: phosphatidylinositol-4,5-bisphosphate binding. Lineage: Eukaryota; Viridiplantae; Streptophyta; Magnoliopsida; Lamiales; Lamiaceae. The transcript has a single exon. Gene Ontology annotation, cellular component: exocyst. The coding region runs from base 293 to 2125 and encodes 610 amino acids. The record is from RefSeq and is a predicted model, not a curated record. Gene Ontology annotation, biological process: exocytosis.